Messenger RNA from Solenopsis invicta (red fire ant), 1811 nucleotides. Its product is annotated as DNA primase large subunit. The transcript has 7 exons. Gene Ontology annotation, biological process: DNA replication, synthesis of primer. Bases 1 to 1710 code for a protein of 569 amino acids. The record is from RefSeq and is a predicted model, not a curated record. Lineage: Eukaryota; Metazoa; Arthropoda; Insecta; Hymenoptera; Formicidae. Gene Ontology annotation, cellular component: alpha DNA polymerase:primase complex.
AUGGAUUACAAGACACGUCGGCGUUACACGACCGUUGCGGACGUACAUAGCACCAACAACGAUUAUCCUCACGACAUUCAGAUGUACGAUGUGUCGCCAGUAGGUGAAAUGUCGCUGGAGGAAUUUCAAGAGCUAGGAUUUGACAGGUUGAAAGCAUUACGGUUGAUAGAAACGAUGAAUUGCAGAAGUGAUCUGAAAACGCUGGAGGAUCGCAAGAAAGCCCUCUGCGAUUCCCUGAAAUCCGAUGGACUGAAGUACUAUGCAAAUCUCUUGUACGCUGAUGGAUCCAAUCCACAAUCAGAAGAGCAUUCACAGACUAGAAAGAAGGAUCAUAUUUCACACUUUAUUUUAAGAUUAGUGUACUGCCAUAAUGACGAGCAAGCCAAGUGGUUUAUUAAUCAGGAAGUUGAAUUUUUCAAAUUGAGAUUUAGCUCGUUAGAUAAGAAGGGCAUUGAGUAUCUAUUGAAUAUCAGCAACUUGGAUUGCAUACCUAUUUCACAAGAUGAAAAGUUUGAGGUGAAAGAAGAACUUAGCUGGUCUUCUGGGAAAGUUACAAAUAUUGACAUCACUGACAUUUAUAAAGUGCCUUUCGAUAAAGUUCUUGAUUUGAUCAAAGGACGUAAAGUAUACCUCAAAGCAGGGAUGGCAUAUAUCACUCAUAUGGAUCUAAGUUCUGUGUUUGUCUCAUAUUUUAGACAACAUCUAGCUGCAGGAUUAGAGACUGCAAAAAUUAUGUAUGACAAUAUAUCGGACGACGAAAGAUUGACUAAAUACUUAACGGGUCUUCCUUCAGCUUUCUCUGGAAUGACGCGUGUCGUGUGGUCAACUACAGCCACACCCAUCGAUAAACUGAAUGAUUUAGCAAAAUCAUCAUAUCCGUUAUGUAUGAGAACACUUCACGAAGCACUGCUCACCAACAACCAUUUAAAGAAUUCAGGACGCAUGCAGUAUGGGUUAUUCUUGAAAGGUCUAGGUGUCACUUUAGAAGAUGCUCUUCGUUUUUGGAGAGAUGCCUUUUCAAAAAAGUAUGACGGGGUUGCAUUUGAGAAAAAAUAUGCAUACUCUAUUAGGCAUUACUUUGGUAAAGAGGGAAAGCAAACGAAUUACACUCCAUUCGGUUGUUCAAAGAUUAUAUCCAGCUCUGUCGGACCUGGAGAAUAUCAUGGAUGUCCUUUCAGACAUAUGGAUCGCGAUUCGCUUUGCCAAAAGUUAACCAGUUACGGCAUAUUUGCCUCUAAUAUGACCGAGAUAUUAGACUUAGCCAAGGAUGGACAAUAUCACUUAGCAUGUGCCAAGUAUUUUGAAGUUAUGCAUAAAAAACCAGCAAGCAAGCCACUUCUGCAUCCAAAUGCAUACUAUGCUGAAAGUCGUGCAAUUUUAACCGAAGACGAGAGUAGUAAAGAUGUAGAAAACAAAGAGAAAUUUUCUCAAAGUACGGUUGGUACUCCCGGAAGCUUGUCUUCAAGAAGAAGCGAUAAAUAUCCUACACCUUCUAGAAAUACAGAGUUUACUGGAACGCCAAAGAGAAAUGAUAGAUAUGCUACACCUACCAGAAGUGCAGACACAAUCGGUACACCUUUAAUAAAAGACCACAAACUAAAUUAUCGAACGCCUUCGAAAAAAAGUAAAAUGACACCAGUAAACAUUGCGGAAAUGCUGGACGAUGAUGAUUUUACAGAAUUUAUGGAUGUAGACAUGAAUCAGAGUUAGCAAAUAGCGGUUUGUCUUUUUGUAUUAUAUAAAUCUAUUUAUAUUUCUUGGAUUUUAUUCACAAAAUGUCUUCAAAUAUAUAUUAUUUUUAUUCCUAUUUA